CGUUCACCACUCUUCUAGUAUCGAAGCCUUCAGAGAAGACAGUUGCACAGCAUUGCCAUAAUGAAAGCUACCAUGUGUCUUGUUUUGUCGGUCGUCCUCUUUCUCUGCUUCACCACUCUGGGGAGCGGAAGUGCUAUUUCUGAAGGAGGUGAAAUGCCUGAUUGCAAGAUUUACAACCUGCCUCGCUGCCCACGGAACUUGGACCCAGUCUGUGGCACUGAUGGCAUUGAGUAUGCCAACGAAUGUAGUAUGUGCCUGGCAAUCUUGAAGGGAAAACAAAAUAUCCGAAUCGCCUCUCGUGGCUCGUGUAAUCCGUGGGUUUGAGCAUUGGGCUGCAGCUGCAACAAACCAAAAAUGAAGACACACCAAUAACCGCUGUCCUGUGAUUGCCCCCCCCCCCAUUUUGUAAUGUUAUAUUAAAAAGGUGUGUCGAAUAUUUCAUAUGGACAAGUGCCUUAUUCAAAUAAAUUACCAAAAGUA
Messenger RNA from Polyodon spathula (Mississippi paddlefish), 480 nucleotides. Its product is annotated as serine protease inhibitor Kazal-type 1-like. Gene Ontology annotation, molecular function: protein binding. The coding region runs from base 61 to 324 and encodes 87 amino acids. The transcript is spliced from 4 exons. NCBI's taxonomy places the organism in Eukaryota, Metazoa, Chordata, Actinopteri, Acipenseriformes, Polyodontidae. The record is from RefSeq and is a predicted model, not a curated record.